This is a messenger RNA of Salvia splendens (bonfire salvia), 1251 nucleotides long. Its product is annotated as 60S ribosomal protein L5-like. Gene Ontology annotation, molecular function: structural constituent of ribosome; 5S rRNA binding. Bases 77 to 991 code for a protein of 304 amino acids. The transcript is spliced from 9 exons. Gene Ontology annotation, cellular component: cytosolic large ribosomal subunit; ribosome. Lineage: Eukaryota; Viridiplantae; Streptophyta; Magnoliopsida; Lamiales; Lamiaceae. The record is from RefSeq and is a predicted model, not a curated record. Gene Ontology annotation, biological process: ribosomal large subunit assembly; translation.
GCUCUAUUAUAUCUUCCGCGUCUGUAAUUCCUGUCUCCUCUCUCCCUCCUGUCGAGCUCACCGCUGUUUGGUGAAAAUGGCUUUCGUCAAAGCACAAAAGUCAAAGGCGUACUUCAAGCGUUUCCAAGUUAAGUACAAGAGAAGAAGAGAGGGGAAGACUGAUUAUCGGGCAAGGAUUCGCAUGAUCAAUCAGGAUAAAAACAAGUACAACACUCCAAAGUUUCGCUUUGUUGUGCGAUUUACCAACAAGGAUAUAAUUUGCCAGAUUUUGUCUUCGAGCAUUGCUGGUGAUCAUGUCCUUGCUGCUGCAUAUGCACGUGAGCUGCCUCGUUAUGGCCUAGAAGUUGGGCUGACCAACUAUGCUGCAGCUUACUGCACUGGACUUCUUUUGAGCCGCCGCGUUCUGAAGACCCUUGAAUUGGAUGAGGAGUAUGAAGGAAAUGUGGAGGCAACAGGAGAGGAUUAUUCUGUUGAGCCUGCUGAAAGCAGAAGGCCUUUCCGUGCCCUUUUAGAUGUUGGUCUUAUCAAAACUACUACUGGAAACCGUGUUUUUGGUGCCCUCAAGGGAGCCCUGGAUGGUGGACUCGAUGUCCCACACAGUGAUAAGCGGUUUGCUGGAUUUAGCAAGGACAACAAGCAGCUUGAUGCUGAAGUGCACCGCAAGUACAUUUUUGGUGGCCAUGUUGCUUCCUACAUGAACACCCUGAUUGAAGACGAGCCUGAGAAGUAUCAGUCUCACUUUAGUAAGUACAUUAAGAGGGGUAUUGACACUGAUAACAUUGAAGAGGUGUACAAGAAGGUUCAUGCAGCAAUUCGUGCUGACCCUACGCCUAAGAAAUCUGAAAAGAAGCAGCCAACGGAGCACAAGAGGUACAACCUUAAGAAGCUAACUUAUGAGGAGAGGAAGAACAAGUUGAUUGAGAGGUUAAAUGCACUGAAUGCUGCUGCGGGUAAUGACGACGAUGAUGAUGAGGAGGAAGAUGAUGAGUGAACUGCUGUCACUGAUAGCCAGUAGUUUGUAAUAUCUCGUCAAAGUUUUACUUUGAUGCGGUAAUCUGUUGGAUGCUUCUAUUUUAGGGGUAUGACAAUUUAUUGUUGCUUUUCUAGACAAGAUUUUGCUACCCGAAUUGAUGCUCUCUUGUCUAGACUUUCAUCUAUCUUUUCUAGUCUUUUCUUUCCUCCUGAAUUGAUGAGCUUGUUUUUAAUCCUACUUGUACUUUUUUUAGGGUAUUUCUAGUUUUUCCGUUACCA